Trypanosoma rangeli is the source of this 1077-nucleotide messenger RNA. Its product is annotated as vacuolar-type Ca2+-ATPase. The annotation marks the transcript as partial. Gene Ontology annotation, cellular component: intracellular membrane-bounded organelle. The record is from RefSeq and is a predicted model, not a curated record. Lineage: Eukaryota; Euglenozoa; Kinetoplastea; Trypanosomatida; Trypanosomatidae. Gene Ontology annotation, molecular function: P-type calcium transporter activity. The transcript has a single exon.
GGGACGAACGAUGCGCCUGCGCUGCGGCUGGCGAGCGUCGGCUUCGUGAUGCGAAGUGGGACGGAUAUUGCCGUGAAGUCGUCGGACAUUGUGCUGCUGGACGACAACUUUCGUUCCGUGCAGCGUGCUGUCGUGUGGGGACGGACGGUCAACGACAACAUUCGCAAGUUUCUGCAGCUGCAGUUGACGGUGAAUUUUUCGAGCGUUGUGCUGACGUUUUUUGGGUCGUUUUUGUCCUCCACGCACACCUCCCCGCUGAGCACUGUGCAGCUGCUGUGGGUGAACCUGAUAAUGGACACGCUGGCGGCGCUCGCACUCGCGACGGAGGAGCCGUCAGAGGCAUGCCUGGGCCGUGGCCCUGUUCUUCGCAGAGCGCCGCUCGUGUCACGCCGCAUGUGGUGUACCAUCUGUACCAUCGCCGGCUACCAAACACUUAUCACUUUGCUGAUGGAGCGUUUUGGCGCGUCAUGGUUUGAUGUUGCAGGAGCAGAGGGCAGUCGUGCCCACGGCACACUUGUGUUUAACGUUUUUUUGCUUUCGGUUAUUUUCCAUAUGUUCAAUGCCCGGAAGCUAUAUGAAGAGUUGAAUUGUUUUGAGGGGUUGUGGGAGCGCUCUAAAACGUUUGUAGUUAUUGUUGUUGGUUGUUUUCUAUUCCAGGUGUUCGCAGUGGAGAUGCUUGGAAGCCUUAUACAGGUUGUCCCGCUGCGGGGGUAUCAGUGGUUUGGGUGCGUGGCCUUGUCGCUUUUAACUCUUGUGUUUGGGGUGGUCUCACGCCUUGUGCCACUGGAGGAGCCGCAGCUGCCAGAGGUGGAGGCGGAGAUAAAGGACAUGGAUCCUGAGGCACGGCGUGUGGCGAUGAAACUGACAACCGACGUGGAGGUGCAUGCGACGCGGCAAGGCGCUGGCCUUGAUCUGCAGUUUGGGCGGCGCUUGUUGGCACAAGCCAUGUGGCAGCAGGUGCGGGAGCACCACCUUACAGUGAAGAGCGUGAAUGCCUUCCGCCGGGCCCGCGUGGAUCGCGACAUGCACACGAGCGUUUCUAAAGACAUUUACGGCCGUCUGGCCGCCGCCAUGUAG